Messenger RNA from Cryptomeria japonica (Japanese cedar), 1971 nucleotides. RefSeq lists its product as uncharacterized. The transcript has 10 exons. The coding region runs from base 517 to 1608 and encodes 363 amino acids. Gene Ontology annotation, cellular component: endoplasmic reticulum; endoplasmic reticulum membrane. The record is from RefSeq and is a predicted model, not a curated record. Gene Ontology annotation, molecular function: ubiquitin protein ligase binding; cholesterol binding. Gene Ontology annotation, biological process: SREBP signaling pathway. NCBI's taxonomy places the organism in Eukaryota, Viridiplantae, Streptophyta, Pinopsida, Cupressales, Cupressaceae.
GAACAGAAGCUUUAAUUCUUAAGCAGAUUCUUGGCGCGCUUUCUAUGCUUCUUUCGAAAAUGACACAGCGGAUUCAUACCAAGUUCCUAUAUCACAUUUUAAUAAAAUUCUAUUGCAAAAUGACAAAGCCUACCUUGACCAUGACAUGACAAGUGUACCUAAAUCUCGAAGGAUGAUUCACACUACGGAGGGCAAACAUAUAGAUUAGUCAUGAGAUGACCUGCUACUAUUUGUUGUGCAAAUACAUACACACCUUCCAGCAAUUUACAAAUAACUUUCCAUGCAAAUUCCCAUGGACCCGUUCACAUUAUCAUUGUUUGAUUUGAGUCGUCUUGAGUCACUUGUGGAAUUCUACGUCAAUCUGUCACCCUGUGCUUUUAAUUGGGCAUCGAAUAAUGGAGAAAUUCUAAUUCGUCAGCUGGAAUUUGAGGUGGGACGGUCCCAUCUUUAAGGAUUUCAAGAACGACUCAGUUGCGUGAAAGCUGUUUAAAAUCUCCUAGUUUAUUUGUUCCCACAAUGGCAAGGGAUGGUGAUGCAGGUAGGACAUAUGGCGCCUCUCUAGCUCAUGAAGACAAUGGUACUGUAAGGUCCCUACGUGCUAACAUUAUCCGUGUUCUGGUAGCAGUCACUGCAUCUUGCUUCGUGUUGUCUAUUCCUAUAUUAGCAAUCACCACCAACCUAGACAUUGUGCAUGAAGUACCCGAAGGACACGUUGGCACCUAUUGGAGGGGUGGUGCUCUUUUGAAAACAACCACUGAUCCAGGUUUCCACCUUAAGAUCCCUUUGACUCGAUAUGAACCAAUUCAAGUGGCCAUUCAAACAGAUAAGGUUACAAACAUACCAUGUGGUACAAAGGGUGGAGUAAUGAUCUACUUUGAGAAGAUUGAGGUAGUGAACCGUCUUCAAAAGGAGUAUGUUUACGAGAUACUGAUAAAUUAUGGUUUGAAAUAUGACAAGACUUGGAUAUAUGACAAGAUUCAUCAUGAAAUUAAUCAAUUUUGUAGUUCACACACUUUGCAGGAAGUCUAUACAGACAUGUUUGACCAGAUUGAUGAGAAAAUGAAAGAAGCGAUUCAGGCUGACUGUGUACGUUAUGCCCCUGGCAUUGAGAUUAUUAGUGUGAGGGUAACAAAACCAACGAUUCCGGAAAGCAUUGCUCGUAAUUAUGAACAAAUGGAAGAGGAGCGCACAAAGGCUUUGAUAGCAAUGGAGAGGCAAAAGGUGCUGGAAAAGGAAGCCGAGACACACAAGAAAAUUGCUGUAACAGAAGCUGAGAAAAAUUCAGAGGUCAGCAGCGUUAUCAUGGAGCAAAGGAUGAUGGAGAAAGAGAGCAUAAAGAAGCAACAAAAGAUAGAAAAUGAAAUGUAUUUGGCUCGUGAAAAAAGCCGUGCAGAUUCCAACUAUUACAAGGUUAUGAAGGAAGCUGAAGCAAACAAGCUAAAACUUACCCCCGAAUAUUUGGAACUGAGGUUUAUUGAGGCCAUUGCAAAUAAUUCAAAAAUGUUUUUUGGAAACAAGGUGCCAAAUAUGGUUUUUGAUCAGAGACUAUUAGGAAACUUUCUGGCGCAAACUGUAAAACAGAGAAAUGAAGAGUUGGAAGAAGACUAAAUAAGUUACAUAACCAAUUCAAUUUACCCAGAAUAUCAUUGUAAAUUAAUGCUCUCUGAACAAACUUCUGUCAAUUCAAAGACUAGAUAAAAUUUAUAGAAAUAAAGAUUUUUCUGGAACUGUAUUCAAGCAAUGAAAGCUAUCUAUUGGUUUCUGCACGAAAUUGUGCUCCCAAAGAUGGUCCUUUUAGUGAUAUUGUGUCUGCUAUUGACAAAUUCAAGUGCUAUAAGUUGAAAAUGGAAGGUAUUUUCUCAAGUCAUGAAUAAUUUUUUUGGCAUUCCAUUACCUCAUUUAUUCAGUGUGAGGUUUAUGAUGUGUAAUAGUCACUGUCAUGAGGAAUCAGAUAAUUAGUAUUUUAAAUCC